Messenger RNA from Plodia interpunctella (Indianmeal moth), 1138 nucleotides. RefSeq lists its product as uncharacterized. The record is from RefSeq and is a predicted model, not a curated record. Bases 277 to 951 code for a protein of 224 amino acids. NCBI's taxonomy places the organism in Eukaryota, Metazoa, Arthropoda, Insecta, Lepidoptera, Pyralidae. The transcript is spliced from 3 exons.
AGAGUCAGAGAGAAUCAUAGAUUACGAUUACCAAUGUUUAUAUGAAUAUAAUUACUAAUAUGUAUAAUCAAUUGAGCUAUUGUUUUCACUGUUUUAUUUUUACUGAUGGACAUAAGCUGUAUCAAAAUUGUUAUACUUAGUUUUGCGAGUGCCAUUUAGUGUUAUCGAUACUUGAGAGUGCUUGUGACAUCGUUCCAUCGUCGUUCAUAAUACGGAAAAAGUCAAACGUAAGUUGUAUACUCUGAAAUAGCUGACCUAGACAUACCUAAUGAUAAAAUGAGUGUGGUGACAAAGACAGACAUUGCAAUAUUUUCGGGGUACGACUUCUACAAUGUAUACAAAGACGCAGAGUUCCUGCACGUAGGUGCCAACAUAGAGUGGUUCCUCUCCCAGGGGUACAAGCUCAGACAGCUCAUGAAGACAGUGGAGCCUGGGAAGAGCAAAGUCUUGACUGGCUUAUGGCUCGCUAAGAACUCGCCAUUGAUUGUGAAGCGGACCGGGCAAAAGGUGCCAGUGGAAAACUUCGAAUUCACCCAAAACCGACUGACGGGACUAGUCGCCGGCUACGUCUUCGAAAACCGCCUCAAAUUCCCCAAAAUCGAGUCUGAAGAGGCCAAGCUUCUCGGCCUCAAAUGGGACAACGAGGACGUCGACACAUGCAAGUUGUAUCUCUCUGCUGUGACUGGAACUGAGCACUUUGACCACCUAUUUUCAUACUGGCCACUCGUAUGUGCCCUGAGGAAACUACAGCUGAAAAAAAUUGACGAGAACUCAGUUAUUAAGAUUGCUAAAAAGAAAAACAGACACGGGGACCGCAUGGCGUUUAUGUUGAAGACUAAUUAUGAAGAAGCUAUGCAGUUGUGGUUGAAAUUCCCGGGCGCGUCGCCUCUUGAGGCUUCAAUGGCUAUUAUAGCUUCUGAAAAACUGAAAGAAGUUUUCUCUUCUGAUUGAAGAAUAUGUGUGAAACAAUUGGCCAACAGUUUUACGUUUUGAUUACUGUACUAGCGUACUGUAUUUUUAUUUUUGACAUUAUUAAAACAUUGUAUUCAAUUACUAAGCAAUAUUAACAAUUUAAUAUUGAAGUUUUCUAAAAGUACAUGUUAAAUCUCUAAUUUUUUAAUAAAUAAAUAGAGAACAA